This is a messenger RNA of Prorocentrum cordatum, 483 nucleotides long. The record is from the annotation of a GenBank genome assembly. NCBI's taxonomy places the organism in Eukaryota, Dinophyceae, Prorocentrales, Prorocentraceae.
AUGCGCUUGAAUGGCGUGCCCACCCAGUGGCACACCACCUCUGCUCCGCCUCAUUCGAAGAAGAAGGGCUGCAUACACAUUAUCUUUUGGAGUUAUGGUUUGCGCAUGUCUCUGCUCCUCUGCCUGUGCCCCACACCUCGCCGCCACGUCCCCGCGCGCCAGUUAGGUUGUGUGUCUGCUUUGCGCCGUCGCGCAGGCCCGCCUUCCUCUGAUGAAGAAGCUGCGCAGCAGCAGCGCAGCACGCGCCGCGACGGUCGCUCGUCGUCACGCCAUGGGUGCCCCGAGACCGCGGCCAGGGACCCUGGGCUGCGCCGGACGGCUUCCAGGGCAGUUUCUGUUCCCGUGGGCUGCCCCAGAAAUGAGCUCAGGAGCGGUCGAGCGGGCCUGGCUGAGGCAGAAAGCAGCACGGCUCCAACGUCCAGACCCGCCAAAUCCUUUUGCGCUGCCCUGCGUGUCCUGCACCGCGCUUGGGGCCGCUGCGGG